This is a messenger RNA of Toxotes jaculatrix (banded archerfish), 3886 nucleotides long. RefSeq names its product glucose-fructose oxidoreductase domain containing 2 (gene gfod2). The coding region runs from base 1 to 1170 and encodes 389 amino acids. The transcript is spliced from 2 exons. NCBI's taxonomy places the organism in Eukaryota, Metazoa, Chordata, Actinopteri, Toxotidae. The record is from RefSeq and is a predicted model, not a curated record. Gene Ontology annotation, molecular function: nucleotide binding.
AUGAGUGGCACUGCCAUGUUGCCAGGAGUCGGUGUGUUUGGCACAGGGAGCACAGCCCGGGUGCUGGUCCCAUUGUUGAAAGCUGAAGGCUUUGAGGUUCAUGCACUCUGGGGACGAAGCGAAGAGGAAGCAUGCUGCUUGGCCAAAGAGCUUGGCAUCCCAUUUCACACCAGCCGAUCUGAUGAUGUCCUGCUGCACCAAGAUGUCAACCUUGUUUGCAUCUAUAUUCCACCCUCAAUGACGAGGCAGAUUGCUGUCAAGGCACUGGGUAUAGGUAAGAAUGUUGUGUGUGAGAAAGCUGCAACUGCCGUGGAUUCAUUCAAGAUGGUGACUGCAGCCAGAUACUACCCCCAACUGCUCAGCAUCAUGGGUAAUACCCUGCGCUUCCUGCCAGCUUUUGUUGCAAUGCGCCAGCUGUUGGUGGAGGGAUAUGUCGGCGAAAUGCAGGUGUGCGAUGUCCGAGUCUACGGCCCAAGCCUCCUGGACCAGUCGUACGGCUGGACCUGUGAGGAGCUGAUGGGAGGAGGUGGUCUGCACACUGUCGGCUCUACCAUCAUCGACCUUUUAAGUUACCUGACUGGUGCUCGAGCCCAUCGUGUACACGGCUUACUGCGGACCUUUGUACAACAAAACGGUUUGAUCCGAGGCAUCCGCCGCGUAACCAGUGAUGAUUUUUGUUUCUUCCAAAUGUUGAUGGGUGGAACUGGGUCCAGCUCUGGUGGCGUGUGUUGCACCGUGACCCUGAACUUCAACAUGCCAGGGUCAUUUGUGCACGAGGUUAUGGUAGUUGGAUCCACUGGGAGGUUGGUUGCCAGGGGGACUGAACUGUAUGGUCAGCGCAAUGGGAGUAAAGGUGAGGAGCUGUUGCUAGGCGACAGUGGGUGGGUGGGACCAGAGGUGAAAGAGAUGCCUCUGCCUCACCUGCGGGGGCUGGGCUCCAUGGUAAAGGCACUGAGACAGUCUUUUCAGGCUCACGAGGAGCGCCGGUCGUGGGCGCGAGGACCAGUUGCCAUGGCACCAACAUUUGAGGAUGGUCUGUAUGUGCAGACGGUGGUCGAGGCGGUGAAACGGUCCAGCUGUAGUGGGGAAUGGGAGUGUGUUGAGAUCAUGAGUCAAGAACCAGAUCCGAACCACAACCUGUGUGAGGCUCUGCAGAGAAAUAAGAACUAAAUAUAUUUAUACACCCAGUGCAACUACUACAACUCUGACAAACUGGGCUCUGAAUGUUGCUCUUUUAAUUCUGCUGCUUUGGCAGUUUACAUUACACAUGACUACUUUGCGUUUUCACAUUUUGAACAGAAUAUUUUGGUUGAGAGUAUAUAACUGUGUGUUGGAUGUUUGUCCCCUCACAGUUUCUAUUGUUUGUACACUAAAUUGUCAUCCACAGCUCCAUUAUUCUGAUUCUCACCAGAAAAUAUUAUAAAAUCUGUAUAUUUUGCUCAAGUAUGCCAAAAUCUACCAUGUCAAAAAGUAGACAGUCUUUAUUGUCACUGAAGCUUGAAGUCUUGGAGUCAUGGUGACAAAUUUCUUUUAAUGUAGAAAGCAAAAUGCACAGUCCAAAUAAGUACCUUAUCCUUGGAGUAAGACAAGAACAUAGCUCUUCCUCAAGCAUAACUGAAAAUUUUUUUUCCCAUUUUUCAAGAGGUUUUAGGAAAGUUACCAAAGCGGCAGCUGUAGCGUAUGCUAGAGUUGGAGGUUAUCAUGCUCUAUGAAAUAGCCAACUAGGCAUCAGCACUGUCAGUCCAAAAACUGGCUCACAAACAUAUACACAUGACUGUCUUCUAACAGCCCUAUGCUCAAUUUGGGGUCAUGGCCAGUAAUUGAGAAUCACAGGUUUUUGUACUGUGGCAGUUAGUAAAUGGUCACUAACAAUGUUUGCACAGUUUGUCCAAGCUGUUAAUUCAAACACUGUGUGAAGUUAAAAUCUUACUGCAGGUUUACAGUCCAGCUGAGAUAAUGUUUGAAUCUCUAUUGUACAUAAACUUAUAUAUUUAUAGAUAUUUUGGCAUUAAUGUGUUCCCAACACCAAUAGCACCUUAUUCUGAGUGGAAGCGUUUACCUCAUACAUGUCUGUGAAUAUCUAAGCAUGAGGACGAUUUGACUAACAAAAUACUUUCACUGGUUUCAGUGUGAUGACUGUCAGAAUUCAAAUGAUUCUCCAGUGGAGAUCAACCUCUGUAAAACUAAGAAUAAGAAUAAUGGAGCUGUGUAGAGUUUUUUUGUUGUUGUUUUUUUAAACAUGUAAUAUUAAGCAUAAAUUUAGAUUGUUGAAAAGGUUGCAAGGGGGGUUAGUAGGUGUCUAUGUUAUGACCUGUCACAGCAUACAUAAGAUACCAGUACCAGGGACUGAGCAAAAUAAGCUAUAUGUAGAACAGAAAAAUUAAAAAGUCUGAUUUGUAGCAUUGCCCCUUAAAAUGCCCAUUUGGUACUUGAUUUUAAAUUGAUCUUUUGAGUAUCACUCACCCUAUAAGCUAGAAAAGAGGUUGUAAAAAGUUGUAAUGUCCUGCGUCACAGACAGAGCAGAUUCUGGUGAGCUGGAUUCUGUUACAGUGGACUUCAGUAGUGGCAAGUUUUCACCCACAACAGCAUCAUCUCAGUAUUUUCAGUCAUAAUCUCAACAAAAUGCUACAUCCAGAUAAAAGGACGGUGAUAGCAUAACACAGAUUCCCUGUUUUUAGUAAUAUUUGGGGUAGAUGUUGACUGUUUGGACAUAUGUAAAGACAGAGGUGAAGUGGAUUAAGUUUCAGUGGGAUUAAUAUGAUUGUUUGGUUCCUGUUUUUCCACUGAGUCAGUGGAAAAAAAAAAACUUGUCACCAAUGAUCAUCUAUUCAACCACUGAAAUUGACUGAAGGAGGAAACUUUCAACACCCUCAUGUUGAGCUUAAUCAGAGGACAGAUUAUAGGUGGAACAACCUGUCAAAUCUUUUUAAAAGUGACCUUUUAUUGUUAAAACUGUCAAAGUUUAAGAUACAAAGCCUGAGUUUAAAAUGUGUGUAAAACAUUUGUUUUACAUGUGUUAACCAUUUAAGUAAUUUUAACAUGUUUUUACAAGACAUUGUUUCAUGCAAACUAUGCAUUUAAAGUUAGUACAGAUGUUUAAAUCAAGAGGGUGGGGCCACCACCCUCCCACUUACACCAGUCAUCCUGAAACCUUGCUGAUCUUUUCAUUGAGUAGAACCACUGGAUUUGACAUGCGUGAGAGCAGAAAUGUGUGCCUCUGUAACAUGUUCAGACAAAGAGGCAGGAAGUGUUUACGGUUGUUGUAGUCACUCACUGCAUCUCAGUUCUGCUGAAUAUUCUAUAAAAUACUGAAGACAGCACCCUUCUUAGUCCCACGCAGGAUAUGCAAAUAAAGACACAUACACAUUAAGCGCUUACCUCACGCUAUCCCAACAGUGCUUUACAAAAACCCUGAAUCAAGUUUACAUUAAGUGUCUUUAACACAUUUGCCUGCAGGAUGCUCCAUAACCCACCACUAUUAAGACACAUUCCAACCGAGUUUGUUAACAGUUAUUUUUGUUUGGUUUGGGGUUUUUUUUGCACUGAUAACUGAUAAAAUGCCGCCUAUUUAAUGUGCAGUGUAAUGCUUGUAUCAGCCAGCUCACUGCAAAAAUGAAUUUAACAUUUGUCUGUAUAAGAAAUACUUUUUGUAUUUAUUUAUGUCUUGGUGUGGAGGAAGUUUCCCUUCGUUCAUUCUGCUCAGUGUUUAUGUUUUCACCCUGUGAAUUUCUGUUUAAAGCUGUAAUAUUUAUCUUGUUUAGCUUCAGUGUUGUUUUAACUGAUCAAAUGGCUUUUUGAGCACGAUGUGUUGCAUUUAAGUCGAGAAACUGUACUGUUCAUCUGCCUGACAGAUAUUUCCUUUAAUAAAUACAGUUGUCUUCAUGUA